Messenger RNA from Lactuca saligna, 1087 nucleotides. Lineage: Eukaryota; Viridiplantae; Streptophyta; Magnoliopsida; Asterales; Asteraceae. The record is from the annotation of a GenBank genome assembly.
UUUUAAACAAUUAUUGGCUCCAAACUCCACAUUUUACUAGAUCUACCCUAAUCAGAUCUUACUCAAAAGUCAAAACCCUUAUUCCCCAUUGGUUAAAACAGAACACAAGAUCAAGGGUCAAUUCCGUAAUUUUACUUCAUUCAUCCUCCUUUUAUUCACGAGAAAUCUUUCUCCUCGUCUCCCUAAAUUCUCUCCUAUACUCUCUCACCAAAUAGAAAACCAAGAAACAGCGAGAAAUGGCUGUUCUUGGAAGGCAAAUGUGCCAUCGAUUAUCAAUUUCGAUUCUGUUCUUCGUUUUGAUUCAAUCAAAUGUUAUCGCGUAUCAAUUCCAAGUUGGAAAUCUUCAAGCUUGGAACAUACCCACUUCCACAGAUCCAAAAGUUUACGCAAAUUGGCCCAAAAAACUCAACUUCAAGAUCGGCGACUCUCUCUUGUUCUUGUACCCACCAAGUGAAGAUUCAGUGAUUCAAGUGACGAAAGAAUCUUACGACACCUGCAAUCUGAAAGAUCCAAUCUUGUAUAUGAACAAUGGCAAUUCGUUAUUCAACAUUACUUCACCGGGUGUGUUUUACUUCACCAGUGGUGUUUCCGGCCACUGUGAAAAAUCGCAGAAGCUUCAAAUUUCGGUGUUUGCCGCCGACGGGUCUUUGCCACUGCCGCCUUCUUCCGCUCCCGGCGGAGCACUUGCCGACUCUGCACCUUCCUAUCCCACCGUUUUUGGCGGAAUACCGUCGGGACCGGGGGCGAAGUCUUCAUCGUCGUCGUCGACGGUGAAAGUAUCGGUUUUGAUUUCUGCGGGGAUUGGAGUUUUGAUGUGGGGUUUAGUUGGUGGCAAGAUGUAGAUGAGAUCAAAAUUUCCCUUUUAUUAUUAUUUUUUUACAACAAUUUAAAGAUUUAUUUGUGAAAUUAUUUGUAUAAUAUUGAAUUUUUUAUGUUAUGGAUUUUUAUCUUUUUCGAUUAUCGAGAACGACAAGCUCCAGCUUUAAUGCUUUUGAAUCAAAUUAUGAAACACCUACAGUAAUUUGUAUGCUGUAGAUCCACUUUACGAUGUGAGCAUAAUAGAAAGAAUUCUGGCAACAAAGAGACA